UCAUACAGUAAUAAUGGGUAGGAGCUCGGGUGGGCUCUAUUCUCUGUCUGUCCUGUUUUUGUUUUGCUUUCUGCUCACCAAGCAUGGUAGCUUAUCUGCAGAAGAGAGUAGUACAUCACAGGACGAGGAGAAUGGUUCAACAUUAAACUGGACACCGGUUACGUCCGGAGCAGCUCAUUUUGGUUUUUCUGACGUUAAAGUGGACAUAACCGAUAUAAGUACAGAAAUGCCUGUACCUGGCGGAAAAUAUAGAUAUACAUUUACUGUGACCAAUACUGGAAGUACAACACGAAAUAUUACUGUUACCACCAAGGUUGACAAUUAUAUGCUGAUAGCAGUGAUUCCAAACCCGACAUUUGCACUCAAUCAAAAACAAUCACAUACUGGAACGAUUACAGUCACAGUAAACCGAAAGGCUAGACCAGGUUUAGAAAGAAGAGUAUUUAUAACAAUAACAGACAACGAGGGACGAACAGAACAUUUUAAACGUUUUAUUGUUGUACGAGAAGAACCUGUUACAAACGAUGCCAACCCACCAGAACUUAUUUUCUUGGAUUUUGUAACCUCUUGUAAAAAAGAACCAAAGAAGCAUACUCGAUGUGGGACCGGUAAUUGGACAGUAUUGUUUAGUGCGCAAGACACAGAAUCUGGUCUAAGCAUUAUAGAUGUAGAUGACCAUACCAUAUCCACUGUAUGGACAGAGGAUUAUUCACAAGGUCAAGUCAUCAGACCAAUUAACGGUAAAAUCAGCACUGACUGUUGCCGAAAAAGGACAGUUAUCAUUGUCACAGACAACAAUGGAAACACAAUUAGGAUACCUAUUUAUUUUCCAUAUUACCGUCCCACCAGCGUUCCAACAGCAAAGAGUCAUCGGCCAAAAUCUAUCAAGAUGACUGCAGUUGUAGUUAGCGGUUUUGGAAUUUGUUUAUUACUCGUUAUUAUUGGUACAGUAACAGCACAGAACUGGAAAAAGGUCGCAUGUAAACGCCGAAACAAAAAAGCCGGGCGAACUAUCCGUAUGGAUGUUACUCCAAAAAUUAGUUUAAUUGUUUGAGAUUUACAUAAACAACUGUAAAUAACUGUGCAAUGGUAUUUCGAAAAUGCUGAUUUGAUUUUUACCAAUAGAUAUUUUUUUUUAAAACAACUUAAAUAACAUUAAAAAUAGACAUAAGUUUGGCAUCGGUGUUAAUAAGUAUUAACUAUAUGCAGAACAAAUGAUAAAUGUGUGAAUAUGUGUACUUUGAACAUUAUUUUUAAUAUUUUGUGUGGAUUAUACAUUAAUGUUUAGAUAAAAUCUUCAAUGCCAAUAAAACUUGCUGAUUUCUUUUUCAGAUCAUUUUUCUAAAAAAAAAAAAAGUAAUAAAUUUCUUCCUUAAACACCGGGUAUAAUGCCACAUGAUAAGGGGUGGCGGCUUCGUCAUAUCCAUCCUCUUAAGGGAUCUCUCAUAUUUCCUGACAUUCAUCACUCGUGAUAAAACUUAACAUAGAAAUGUUUUCUCAGAACUUAAUUCAAAUAACGGGGUGGUCUUAUAUAGAAACUAGUACAAGAUAAAGACAAUUUUCAUGAAUGAUGUUUUCGUCUUUUUUUUCUCAACAGAUAAAAAUAAGAGUCUUCUGAAAUCGAGUAUCAAGCAUGAGUUGUUUCAUAGCCAUCGGUCAUUAACUGCCUGUUCUUUUCAAAUAUGAAGAAAAUAGUAAGUCAGCAAUUAUAGCUCGUCGUUCCUUUUGUUUAUUAACGAAAACGAGAUGUCUUAUUUUUAUUGAAUGAGUUGGACAAAGGAAUAGACAGAUAUGCGAUAAAAAUGGGGUUCUUGGUAUCUUCUCUCUCUAUUACUACUUUUAUAGAAAGUAAAUGUAUUAAGACUUAGAUUAUGGUAAUCGUGUUAUUUUCUGUCAUGUGUUUAGUCUGACACUCAUUUUGCUAUAUCCGUGGUUUUUUUAUUUCUGUUUCAUUAGUUUUCAGUUAUAAAGUCAAGCAGUAUUCUUAUAAUUUAAUUUUCUGUUUUUUAAGGGUUUUUCAUAAAAUAAGGGUUAACACCAUUUUUCUUUUGAUUUUAUUUUUCUAACAACGUUCGAACAAUCAGUAACUAUAAUAAAUAACUUUAAAACAAACAUACAGUAACGAAUCUCUAAGACAUAUUUUUUCUACAUAAUACAAAGAACGGAUAUUUCUACAUUAUAACAUAUUUGUAUAUUUCAUUUUCAGAUCACCUGUGCAUUAUUUUCAUUGUCAAAUUCUUUUUUGCAUGCUCUAAUU
Messenger RNA from Mytilus trossulus (common blue mussel), 2257 nucleotides. RefSeq lists its product as uncharacterized. NCBI's taxonomy places the organism in Eukaryota, Metazoa, Mollusca, Bivalvia, Mytilida, Mytilidae. The record is from RefSeq and is a predicted model, not a curated record. The transcript is spliced from 8 exons. Bases 14 to 1054 code for a protein of 346 amino acids.